AAAGGACCAUUCACUGUUGUUGUCGCCUCUUGCCUCUCUUUACAAUUUUGCCAACGAAGGGGAUGUUGGGCGCAGCUUGAGCACAAUGUUCUAACCAAAAAUAUAUUGGUAUCAUGAAAGUAUAAGGACUUGAACGACUUCGGUUGUUCACCUACUUCGCGAUAUGUCUGCAGCGAUGCUGAGCACCACUACCAGCAAGCUUAAUGUAUUGGUCAACAAACUGCACGAGUACAUGGCUCAUUCUACUGUUGAGGACAGCAAUGGCCCGCCAACCUCAGAGGAUGCUGAUGGUCUGACAAACAGGAGCUGUUCUGUGGGAAAUUCAACAGAGCAUGCUGUGACAAAGGCUGGAGUGGAUACCAAAUACUCAAGAAGAAAACCAUCUGUUGUCAUAAAGCAUUCUGGGCUCGAUGAAUCUGGGGACUCAAGUGCAAGUGAGGAUUUCGAUUUACCAGUCAACGCAAAUGGUCACCCUGAUAUCACUAGAUUGCCAAAAGGCACUGUACUGGUGAGGCCUGAAGCUGUUGAUAAUGGAAGAGAUGACUUCAGGGGUCCCGAGUUUCGCAGCAGGAAAUCAGGUGUACUUUCGAGAAGACGUGGAGGAGUUGAACACAUGGGAAUUGUCAGUUGCACCGCAUGUGGCCGACAAGUUAACCACUUCCAGAGAGAUUCCUUCUAUCGACAUCCAGCUCUGAAAGUACUUAUUUGCAAGUCUUGCUACAAGUAUUACUUAAGUGAUGACAUCAGUAAGGAUGGAGAUGGAAUGGAUGAGCAAUGCAGAUGGUGUGCUGAAGGAGGCAACUUGAUCUGUUGUGACUUCUGUAGUAAUGCAUUCUGCAAGAAGUGUAUUCUAAGAAAUUUAGGAAGGAAGGAGCUGUCUGGCAUCUUAGAGAGCAAAUGGUACUGCUAUGUGUGUAGCCCGGAGCCCCUUUUUGACCUGGUGGUGGCCUGUGACAGUGUCCUCGAGAACAUGGAGCAUCUGUGGUAUCAGCAGCGCAAGAAGAACAGAGUAGAGCCGGAGAAAUCUGAACUUUAUCACAUGUUGCCACACUUACCUCAAAACAUUCCUUUGGAUACAUGGGAUCACACUGGCAUGGAUGGUAAUGUGGUGUUCAACUAUAACGCACUGCAGAUUUCUAAGGAUCUUACCAAAAAGGCCAAACAUUUAGUGGACUCAACAAACAUCUUAAACCGGACAUUUGUCAAUUUCAUUCAUACUGUGACAACAAACAAGCAAACACCUGCUGUUCGCAAUCUGUACUUGAACUCCUUUUUGUCAGUAGUUAAAGGUUUGCGAAAAUCACUUGCAGCACUCGAGGAUAGCCUUAAGGAAGAAUUCAGUGACCUGGAUGUCAUGAGCUGUUGGCAAAAGUUAUUUAGUGAUGACUUUGAUGCACAGCCUGUAACAGAAGCAGAUACAGAUAUCUCUGAUAAAAGAUGCUUGCGUGACUUGCAGAAAUUGGCAGCUGAACAUUUAGAAGAUUAUGAUUCUGACUCCAAGGGCUGCACAGAUGGGAGAACUGCACAUGCCUGCACUGGUGAAAACAUGGAUUCAGAUUUAAAUGACACCAGACAGAGUGCCCAAAAGAUUGGCCUGAAGCCUUCUGAAAGCGGUUUCAACAUGACUAAAAAACUAGUAGUAAAACUUACGCCUGUACCAAUGGAGCAGGGGCCAUCCUCUGAUGCUCCGAAGAUAGAGACGGACAUCCACGCGAACGAUAAGAAGUCAGAGGUAAAGGAUGUAUCAGAAGAUGAAGAGACCGGUGUUGUAGGUGCUAAAGCUGACAGCAAGAUGAGCAAUGACAACUCUAGUGCAUCUCUACACCCAGAAGAGGAACAAGGCAAUAGACGAUCUCCUCGCGUGAAGACAACACCUUUGCGUCGACCAAGUGAUGUCAAGGCCAAAACGUCUCGUUCAGCAGCAGACAGUGACAGUGACUCUGACCCUGAGGAAACCUCCAGCACAGUACCAGCCAAAAACACAGAAGAAGAAAGUCCGAGCAGAGCAAGAGACGACUCUGACUCAGAUGAAGUCCCUGCAGCGCUGCUUGAGCGAGCAGCUAUGACACAAAGCUCUGAUGAACCCCAGAGUGAUGAGAAUGGCGGAGAAGCAUCAACUAAGGUGGCCAAGAAAUGUCUCUUCUGGCUCACUAAGAACACCCCAAUCUCACCGGAGAAGAUGCGCUGCAAACGUAAGAUGCUGGACCGUUCCCCCGAGUCUGACUCAAGUAACAGAAGAGUAAAAUCUCGAAGAGAAAGUGGGACAGAUUCCUCUAGUGAUGAUGUGGAAUCGCAGAAGAAAAUAAAACACUUGAAUACGCUGAGGCCAAUAGGGAAGUCUCACCUUGUCAAAAGAGAGGAUCAAGAUGUGGCUAGAAAGCAGGGUAGGAUACAGGCUGGAAAGUCUAAGGCUAAAACUCGUCGGAAAGCAAUGGAGUCGUCAUCGUCCACAAGCGAAGAUGAAGAUGACGGUGAUGACUUUGAGAGUGAAGGAAGUGAUCAGAAGAUGAAGCCAAUCACUGAAGAUGUGGCCUUACUGGGGGCAGCAGCCUUCCACCAAUCUUCAGGAGAUGAGGAGCAAUCUGGGCCCUCGUGGGCAGCAGAAGAAGAUGAUGAUCCAGAAAAUAGAAUCGCUAAGAAAAUGCUAUUGGCUGAAAUCAAAGCUAACUACUCCUCGGGCGAAGAUAUCUCUUCGGAUGAGGAAACGCAGGAUGAUGAAUCUGACUCGGAGGGUGAGAAGGAGUUGAAACAAGGCAAUAAGGAUAAUGAAACCGAUGAAAAUGGAGAAGACAUGGCAUCAGAUUCAUCUGACACCACGUGCGAUGGGCCCAACUCCAGACACCAUCUUCUCCGCCACAAACUAACCUUAGAUGAGGGAACGCCAAGUGACAAGGCCCUGGCAGAGAGUGAUGUAGGAAAGCCAGAGAGCAAGCGAAAGGCCAGCAUCAAACACCUGGGCUCUGAUAGUGAAAGUGAUGGUGACAGUAACGAGUCUGAGCCAGAAGAUCUUGGGAUGAGUGAGGAGCUGAGUCAGUCCGAGGAUGAGGCCGGUGAAGAUGGACUCAUAAGCUCCAGAUUAUCCAGUAAAGAGAAGGAGGCAUUGCGUAGUUAUGAAAAGAAGAUAAAAGUGCCCUGCAUUUGGUUGUCCGACUCCAGCAGUGAAAAGAGUGAUAAAGAGGAUGGAGAUGAGAACAGCGACAGUAAAGGCACACCAAAAGGACGCAAAAAGAUCCGGGAUAUCAUUGAAGAUGAGAAUCUCCGUGCUGAGACCCAGGAAGCCCUCAGAGAGGAGGAGGAGAGACGUCAAAGGUUGGCAGAAAGGAAACAACAGAUGGAGGACAGGAGAGAGACAAUUGAUGGAAAGGAUGAGCUGUCUCAAGUAGCGUGUCCCAUCACCACCAAGCUGAUCCUGGAUCAAGAUGAGGAAACCAAGAAUCCUCUUGUUCAGGUGCACAGGAACCUGGUGACGAGACUGAAGCCUCACCAGGUGGACGGAGUCCAGUUUAUUUGGGACAGUUGUUGUGAGUCUGUGAAGAAAGCCAACUCCUCCCCUGGAACAGGCUGUAUACUGGCACACUGCAUGGGCCUGGGGAAGACUCUGCAGGUGGUAACUUUCCUCCACACGGUGCUGCUGUCAAAGAACCUGAAAUUCAGAAGGGCCCUGGUCGUGUGUCCACUUAAUACUAUCCUCAACUGGGUCAGCGAGUUCAAGAAAUGGCAAAACAACAUGGGACAGGAUAAAGUGAUAGUUACAGAACUGGCUACAAAAAAGCAUCCUGCAGAACGACUCAGGGCUCUGCAGCGGUGGCAGAGUGACGGGGGUGUUAUGAUAAUGGGAUAUGAGAUGUACCGCAUCCUGUCACAAGCCCAGAAAAUGAAUGAGGAGUGCAAGAAAGAGUUACAGAGCAUACUGGUGGAUCCAGGUCCAGACUUUGUGGUUUGUGACGAAGGACACAUCCUGCGCAACGAAGCGACCAACAUCUCCAAAUCUUUAAAUGCCAUCAAGACCCAACGAAGAGUGGUGCUAACUGGCACACCACUACAAAACAACCUAAAUGAGUACCACUGCAUGGUCAAUUUCAUCAAGAAGAAUCUACUGGGCUCACUGAACGAAUUCCGAAACCGUUUCAUCAACCCCAUACAGAACGGCCAAUGUGCUGACUCCACAUCAAGAGACGUCCGAAUCAUGAAGAAGCGAGCACAUGUGCUCCAUGCAAUGUUGGUCGGAUGUGUCCAGAGACGAGAUUACUCAGAGUUGACUCAGUUUCUGCCUCCUAAAUACGAGUAUGUGCUGGCAGUGAGGGUUUCACCACUUCAGUAUACGUUGUAUCGCUACUACCUCGACUACGUCACCAGUAUGGGCUCCGUGACUAACAGAGCAACAGGGAGGGUUGGAGCAAACCUGUUCAAGGACUUUCAGGUGCUCAGCAAAAUUUGGACUCAUCCCUGGUGCCUUCAGCUCAACUUCAUCAGCAAAGAAAACAAGGGAUAUUUUGAAAAGAAGAGAAUUAAAGAGGCAGCUCGAUUGAGAAAAGAAGAAACCACUGUGGUUGAGCGUGGACUGCGAGAGAACGAAGGACAAGAAGGGAAUACCGAUGAAAGCAAUACAGCAGUUAUUGUUGGAAAGAAAGCAACCAUCAGCUCGAAGUCUCAGAGUCUAGAUGAGGGCUGGUUCAAGAAUCUGCUGACUGAAGAAGAUGCCAAAAUCCUUGAGCACUCUGGGAAGAUGGUGCUCUUGUUUGAAAUCCUCAGAAUGGCUGAAGACCUGAACGAUAAAGUGCUUGUGUUCAGUCAGUCGUUGAUCUCAUUAGACCUAAUUGAGGAUUUCCUCAAGACUUUUCACCAUGCCAGAGACCCAUCCUCAUUCCAAGGGGGUAGCUGGAUUAAAAACGUUGAUUACUAUCGUCUUGAUGGUUCCACCAGUGCUCCGCUGAGGAAGAAAUGGGCAGAUCACUUCAAUAAUGCCAGCAAUCAUCGCGGCCGAUUGUUUCUCAUCUCAACAAGAGCCGGCUCACUUGGCAUCAACCUUGUUGCCGCCAACCGGGUCAUCAUCUUUGACGCCUCAUGGAAUCCCUCAUAUGACAUACAGAGCAUAUACAGGGUGUACCGCUUCGGUCAGCUCAAACAAGUGUUUGUGUACCGCUUCUUGGCUCAGGGCACCAUGGAGGAGAAGAUCUACGAUCGCCAGGUGACCAAGCAGUCUUUGUCCUAUCGAGUGGUGGAUCAGCAGCAGAUUGAGAGGCACUUCACCCUUUUUGAACUGACUGAACUUUACGUGUUUGAGCCAGACCUGCUGGGCGACCCAAACUCUAAGAAAAGCAAAAGAACCCCCCCUGUUUUGCCAAAGGAUCAGGUCCUAGCACAGCUAUUACAAACCUGUAAAGACCAGAUAGUGUCUUUCCACGAGCAUGAAUCUCUGCUGGACCAUAAACAAGAGGAGGAGCUCAGUGAGGCAGAACGCAAAGAUGCCUGGGCCGAGUACGAGGCCGAGUCUACCAACCCUCCACCCAGCUCAAGCCUAAACAUCUUGGAUACGAAGACCAAUGAACAGCUAAUGGAAUUGCUGAACAGGAGCAGAGCAAAUGUAGCGGAGGCCUUUAUGGCAAUGCAGAGGACGACUUCUCACACCAUCGAGGAUUACAUGUUACGAGUGUGGCAACAGAAUCCUCAGCUGCCUGAGGCCACGGUUAAGACCAAAGCUAAGAUUUGGAAAGUGUCUGAUGAGAAGGAGAAGGAACGUAGACAGGCCUUUUAUCGAGACAUUUUUGCACAGCAACAAACACUUACACAUAGCAUUCAGGCCAUACUGAAGAAUCGAAGGAAGCAGCCGACCAUGACCACUGUGACCCAGCCUGGACAGACUUGAAGAAAAUCACGUUUUGGUUGGAAAACAAAAUGAUGCCUUUGCUCUUUAUCACUGCUCUACCAGUGAAUUGAAUGUAUGUUUAAUAUGGAAAAAUAACAGUCUGAACUCCUAUAUCAUUAAAACAAUGUACCAGCAGCACAUUGUUUUGAUUUUAUAGAACCUUAUUUCCAUUUCCUAGGAUUUCAAGUAAUGAAUGAAUAAUUUCAGUUGCAAUGUUCAGGUGUACUAACCGUUUUGUUUUGUAAUUUCUCAAGCACUUUAACUAACACCUAGUUAGGUUUAACAAAUGUCUUAUUAAGAAUUUGCAAAAAAACGAGUUGUUAAACUGCUUCAUACCAAAAAAUUCUUGUUGAGUCCGAACUGAGCCUUACUGUACCUGCCUUACUGUUUAACCUCAAUGUUUUUUUCUAUUUAAUUGUGUUUAACAUUGUAUGGGUUUGUUACCAGUUAUCAUUAUGUAAUAAAUUGACAAAACUGAAAA
This is a messenger RNA of Perca fluviatilis (European perch), 6347 nucleotides long. Its product is annotated as transcriptional regulator ATRX-like. The record is from RefSeq and is a predicted model, not a curated record. Bases 164 to 5866 code for a protein of 1900 amino acids. The transcript has 35 exons. Lineage: Eukaryota; Metazoa; Chordata; Actinopteri; Perciformes; Percidae. Gene Ontology annotation, cellular component: nucleus. Gene Ontology annotation, molecular function: ATP hydrolysis activity; ATP binding; ATP-dependent chromatin remodeler activity.